AUGCCGAUACUGCCAAUGGAAACCACCUCGGUGCAAAUCGCAACAUCAUCGGCCACAACAACAAUUUGCAUGGAAGCAGCAAUCGCAACUCAAAUUCUGGGCUGCAUAACCGCAACAACCACGAGCGAGAGCCAGUACCCGUGGAUAAUGAGCAAAAUUCUGCAUCAACAAAUGGCUCGACAACAGCAAAUCUAUUACUACAAAUACAGCUCAAAAAUUAUGUUGACCAAGGACUUCAACUUCCUGGUGGUCAAACCUGUGUAUGUCCAAGUGGAUUCUCAUGCAGUUACCUCAGCAACACCACUCCAAGAUGUUCCAUGUCAUUCACAUUAG
This is a messenger RNA of Gongylonema pulchrum, 333 nucleotides long. NCBI's taxonomy places the organism in Eukaryota, Metazoa, Nematoda, Chromadorea, Rhabditida, Gongylonematidae. The record is from the annotation of a GenBank genome assembly.